Molecule: messenger RNA, 3898 nt
Organism: Sphaerodactylus townsendi
Lineage: Eukaryota; Metazoa; Chordata; Lepidosauria; Squamata; Sphaerodactylidae
Gene: RPGRIP1
Product: RPGR interacting protein 1
Exons: 26
Coding region: 248-3871 (1207 amino acids)
Biological process (GO): non-motile cilium assembly; retinal rod cell development
Cellular component (GO): photoreceptor connecting cilium
Molecular function (GO): thromboxane A2 receptor binding
Source: RefSeq, a predicted model, not a curated record
AGUCUGGAAAGGACAGAGAAGAAGCCGUCUUCCCCGUCAUAGUCUAGAGCAGUGCGAUCCAGACUCCAUUUGCUAUAAAUGACUGAGAGGAAAAUCCUGCUUUAUUUUAGAAGUUCGGAUGCUUUAAGAGACAUUUUUAGAAGUGUGUUUUGAAACGCAGUUUUGAAACUUUGCCUGCAGCGUUUGCAGGCCAGAUAUAACUUCCGCUUCUCGCUUUCUCAUCAAACCCCCUCCUCUGAAGGCCGCAAUGAAAGCAUCCAUGUCUCUAGCAAGGACUCGGCGUCAGAUAAGCCAGGUGAGCCGGACAGAGCUGGAAGACGGGUUUCUGCGGCUUCAUGACGAGAACCUGCUGCUCAAGGAGUUUGCCCGGAAGCAGGAGGACAGGAUCAAGAGGAUGGGCACCAAACUGUCCAGACUCAACCACGAGAGAGCCCAAGCUGACGGGAAACCCGGGAUCUCGGGGCGAAGCUCUGGCCGGAACCUGGACCUGGAAGAGGACUUGGAGGACACGCAGGAGCGGGUACGGGAACUCGAGAGGCGCAACGAAGGCCUCCGGAGCCACCUGUACUUCUACAAGCAGCAGCUGAAGCUGAAGAGCUGCGGCCGCCACUGCCCCUACGCCUACGUCCCUCCCAGGGUCAACACAGGACUCAAGCAAGGGCGCACGACCCCCAGGACAGCGCCCGAGAGAUUAUGCAAAGGAAUGCGAGUGCAAGGACCAGAAGUCCAGCCAAUCCACACUGCCCCUCCCAGAUAUGGGGACCAUGAACCAGAGGGAUCCCAAGUAGAGACACUAGGACACAGCUUGGUGCUGGCUGAGCUGGAAAUGGACCCUGAAGCGCCGAGUUCUGCACAAGGCAGAGAGACUGAUCCAGAAAGUCAGUCCCAGCAGCGGCAUCAUGAAGCCCACACACGCCGAGCCGCCAUCCAGGACAAUGUGGAGCUGAUCCGUCUCCAGAAGCUGCUAAAGGCGAAGAAUUCAGAACUGGUGACAGCUAGAGCCCAGUUGGCCGGCCUACAGGAGACUUAUGAGACUCACCUCCACCAGAACCAAGAGUCCCUGAGGACAACCAGCGAAGCCUUGCUAGCUCAGGUUGAAGAGCUGAGCAGCAGACUCAAGGAAGAGACCCAGAAGGUGUUGGUCCUGGAGGGCCAGCUGGAGAGCCUUUUGCCCUUGCAGGGAACACUGGAGGAGUUUCAGGAAAGAGUCCAGGACCUGCAGAAGGAACGAGACUUGCUGAAGGAAGAUUAUGACAAACUGCUAGAGAGCUGCAUCAACGCUGCCCGGCAAAACGUGAACGAGGCGCCCCAGAGGGAAAACAGCCCUCCUUUGGAAGAACAGCUCAGCUGGGUGAUGAUGGAGAAGAAACAGCUGCAGGAACAUCUGGAAGAGGAAAGAGCUCGGAACAAGGAGCUGAAGGAGGAGGUAACGCAGCUGCUGGAGCGGGCCCAGAACACCAAGGACGAUCAGGAGGUUGUCUCCUCACACGAGAAGGCGGCCAUCUUGGAAAACCAAAGUGUGGCCAUCUUGGAAAACCAAACCCCUCCUGCCCAGGCCCCGCACACGGAGCUUCUGCCGAGAGAGACAGCACAGCAGGAGGAGGCCCAAGUUCAGCUAAAGCGCAGGCUCCACGAAACAGAGGCGGCCCAUGCGGAGACGAUACUGGAGUUGGAGAAGACGCGGGACAUGCUGAUCUUGCAACACCGCAUCAACCGCGACUACCAGGGGGAGCUGGAUGCCGUGAUGCUGCGAGCGGAGCAGGAGAGAAAGACUCACGAGGAGAAGGAGCAGCGCAUGGCUCGACUCCUGGACCUGCGCAGCGCUCGCGUCCGCCAACUCGAGGGACAGUUGAAGGAUGUUGCCUACGGGACCAGAACACUUUCAUUUCUACCCAACGAGGGCGACGCUGCCACAGAGCCCGACCCUGACGGGAUGAGCCCACGCCUGCGACGUGGCGAGAACCUCUUUGAGCUCCACGUCUCCGGCGGGGUGCUGUCGGACAAGUUGCUCCGCCUGCUGGGGGACCCAGAGCCCACCACCUUUUGCACUUAUGACUUUUACGACUUCGAGACCCACUGCUCGCCCUUAGCACAUGGUCCUCGGCCCCGGUACAACUUCACCUCCCAGUACGUGGUAGGGGCGGAGCCUUCGUUCCUGCAGUACGUGCAAAGGGCUGCCGUCCGCCUCGACCUCCGCCUCGCUUCUGCCGUUGAUCACACCGUUCUGGCCGUCGGCUGGUUACGCUUCGGAGAAGCGCUGGGGAGCGGGGAACAGGUGCAUGCCACGGCUGCACUACAUGGUCCCAACGGUGAGGACUAUGGCCUUCUGGAGUACUGGGUGAGGCUUCGCUUCCCGAUGGAGCAGAUCCUGAGGCAGCACUGCCAGAGAACCAAAGCCUUGGGCUACCUGUCUCCAGGAGUUCCACAGGCUCCUGUCUCCCAAGACGGGGUGCUGGGCCCAGGGUGGAAUGAGCUCACCAUUCGGAUUGAAAGCUGCGCCGGCCUGCGCAGCCGCUGGAUCGGCUCCCAGCCCAGCCCAUACACCAUGUACCAGUUCUUCACCUUCCCGGAUCACGACACCGUCAUCGUUCCAUUCAGCAACAACCCUCACUUUGGAGACGUGCGCUCUUUCCCUGUACGGGUCACGCUAGAGCUUCAACAUUACUUGCGCCGGGAGAGCUUGUGGGUGUACGUGUUUGACGAUGAAGACACGGAGCAGGGGAAUUACUUGGGCCAAGCCCAGAUCCCGCUAUUGCCAUUAGCGCAUGGACGCACUAUCGCAGGCGACUUCGUGCUCACAGACCCAUCCGCGAAUCCCAACGGGUCCGUCAGCCUGAGCCUGGAGUGGCGGCUUCUUUACGAACCCCCAGAGGAUUCCCUCCAGCCGGCGUCCUCGGACCGGUCUUUGGAGCUGCAAAUCGAGAAGGAGCAAGCCACGUUGCAGAGCCAGCGCCAGAGGAAGAAGCCACGUCUCGGCCCGUCGGAGCCUGACAGACAUCGUCAGAAACCUGCCGAACUAGAAGAUGGAAGCAGGGGACAAGCCCGACUGAGUUCAGCGCCAGAGCAAAGAAGACACGCAAGAAAGGAGGCAGUGGAUAGCACCAUCCAGGAGCAGGGGGCACUGGAAAAGCUUAAAGAGGAAGAAGAAGAAACGCCAGCUGUUGCAGAGGAGGGCUGGCCGACAGGACGCCAAGAUUCAGAGGCCGAGUCACGCGUAUCCACAAAGACAGCCAUGGCGGAGGACACGGCCUCUGAAGAACCGGACAGUACCAGCGAUGCGCCAACAACAGAGAGCGACGAAGUGGUGAUUUUAACCCCUGCGCCGCCGGAGCCUCCAGACCUGCUUUUAGACAGAAUUCGUGUGGAGGUGGUAUCUCUGAGCUUACACCCAGACAGCGAACCGGUUUCUAACGAGGCCAUCCAGCAACUCUAUGUGGAGUACCGAUUCCCGGGACUGCCACUGGCCGAAACGGAGACCCCCUUCUCAUUACGGAAGCCCCUCGGAGGCCAGGAGAUCUACUUCCACUUCAGCAAGGUUAUUAAACUGGAUCCAGACCCAGCCAGCAUUCAAAGGCAGCUGAUGUUUGCCAUGCUGGCGGCGGAGGAACCACAACAUAGCCAGCUGCAGUUCGUAGUGGUGAGCGAACCUCUGCCCGGGACUGGCGGAGAGUGUGAAGACGUGGGCUAUGCCUAUCUGGAUCUGCGGGAGAUCCUUCUGACAGGAAGUGAUGCGAUGGCACGGAACCUGCAGGUUGUCAGUCCCCUUGACCCCAACACCAGCAUCGGCCAGCUGAAAGUCUCCGUGGAAGCGGCGGGCGCUCUGCGACUCGUCUAUUGGGCAGGCAAAAGAGCAAGCGACCGGGGUGUGUGAGAAGCACCGAACCAAACGGGGGGGGGG